This is a messenger RNA of Acanthoscelides obtectus, 243 nucleotides long. The record is from the annotation of a GenBank genome assembly. NCBI's taxonomy places the organism in Eukaryota, Metazoa, Arthropoda, Insecta, Coleoptera, Chrysomelidae.
AUGAAGCUCAUUGAAUGUAGCUGGAAGUAUGGAUCUCGAGAUGUCGAUUCCUUAUAUAAUUGUUUUAUUGAGAAUGUGAAUAAACGUAUUAACGAAAUUGCACCUUUAGAACAACAAAGUACUAAUUACGAGUCAUGGAUUGAUGGAGAGAUCAAAAGAGCGCAAAGGGAAAGAGAUGUACACUACUAUAUUUUCAAAUUUACCAACCUGAGGGAUGACUUCGAAAAAUAUAAAGAAAAAUGA